AUGGAUGAAGCACAGGCUCAAAUUAAGCCAGAAGAUGGUCAAAGCAAUAUUGAAGAUUCCACAACAUUAGGGGUAUCCUCAUCUACUGGGGAACUUACAGAAACAGAGUUAACAUCGGAUAAAGAUGUAGUGACAGACAAGGAGGCAAUGACAGAUAGAGAGGCAGAUAUGGAUAAAGAUGCAGUGACAGACAAGGAGGCAAUGACAGAUAAAGAGGCAGAUAUGGAUAAAGAUGCAGUGACAGACAAGGAGGCAAUGACAGAUAAAGAGGAAAUACCGAUUCCAAAGGUAGCCAAAAAGGAAACAAAGAAGGAGAAAGAGAUCGUGUCUUCCAAGAGUAGUAGUGGAGGCAAACGUAUUGCUGGAUCUUCAACUCUCUCGGACACCAAAACUCCCACAAGCUCAUCUACUGCACGUAUUAACGGUGCGAUCAAGACUUCAUCAAGGCAUUCCAUAGCUUCAAAUGCCCGAAAGUCUAUUGGUAACAUGUCAUCUUCGAGCUUAGGACAUUCAAAAUCUAUAGGGUCUAUCGGGGGUUCGGGAGAUGAAAAGAAAAAAGCACUACUACCUGGAGCUAGUCGAGGAGCUUUAGCGGCGUCAUCUGUCCAUCACCAACCCAAAAGAUCAGAGACCCUUGCCGAAAAACGAGGAGCACCAACCACUGUCUCUCGUAAGCAAACAACACCAGCUCUCACCUCGACAAGUCAAAGGUCUGUUACCAGGCCAAGUGUGACAACAAAACCUCCCACCAGCUUAGGAAACAAAUCUACAACUUCUUCGACAGCUCGACCUUCCAUCUCUGGUACUGUGGCAGAUGCCAAGAAAAGGCUCUCGGCAAUAUCUGGGUCAGCAGGCUUAAAUAAGUCGUCAGCCCGAACAUCGACCUCUUUAUCGAAAGAGAUUGAUGACCUCAGAGUCAAGCUAGCAGAUAGCGAAAUAAAGGUCGAAAAACUCCAAAACGAAAUUGUAGCCGCCCAAGAGAAACUAUUAGAAUCAAGUAAGAAAGAAGAGGAGGAGAGAAAGAAGUUCACUGAAAAGGAGGAAAAAAUUAAAUUGGAAUACAAUGAGCUGACAGCCAAGUUUCAGAAUGAAAUUAGUGAGCUACAAGCUCGACUAGAGGAAGCUCAGUCUGCCAAGGUCACUGCCGAAAAAUCCUUGACGGAAUUUGAGGAUAAAGCAAAAGAAAUCGAAGCCACUAACAUUGCUGCGGCAAUCAAAGCAGUCAAGUACGAAAAUGAACUUAACCUUAAUAGUGUAAAGAGAGAGCUACUUACUGCGCAAGAAAAUUAUGAAUCUGCAAAGAGUUCUCUGAAAGAAAAGGAAUCUAAAGUCAAUGACCUCGAAUUAAAGAUAUCUCAUUCCGAGAAACAAUUAAAAGCUAUCAGAGAAGAGCAUCAGCGUACCAUUGCUGACCUAGAAGAAUCACUUGCACAAGAUCAUAAAGCUAUCAUAUCAUCAUUAAGGACAGAACAUACAGAAAAAGUUGCAAGAUUAGGAGCUGAAUUCGAGAAAGUUCACAGUGAAAAGACAAAUAAUUUAAUUCAAAGCCAUCAAGCUGAAUUCAGUGAUCUUCAAACUCAACUAAAUGACGCUGUCACAUCUCUUGCGGAAGAGAGAGCUAAUCACGAGAAAACCACUUUAAAACAUUCACAACAGUUAUCAGAGGCAUUACUAAGUUUAAAUGCCGAGAUAUCGGAGUUAAAACAGGAAGCUGAAGGAAACAAAUCAAAACUUCACCAGUCCUCAGAAGAAUUAAAAAAUCUAACCGCAAAGUAUGAUUCUGCUCUGAAGGAAACCCAGACUGUCAAGAAUGAUCUUGAUGAUGCGAAUGAGAAACUUCGUAAUCUGAACGCCUUGAGAUCUGCUGAUUUACAGGAACUAUCCCUGCAACAGGACGAGUCAACCCAGCUAAGAGGAGAGCUCAGCGAGCUCAAAAAAAUGAUGCGCACCUAUGAUGCUGAUGAAAAGAACAAAAAUGAGGCUCUUGCCAAGAUAAAAUCUGAACAUGAAAACACUACAAAAAAGCUCGUUGACAAAAAUAAUGAAGUUAUACAACUCAAGAAAAAGCAUGAGGCAGAAAUUCAGACUGUAUCAGAGGAGUAUGAGCAAAAACUUGAUUGUAUUAGGAAGAUAUCUCCAACAAAAAAUGAGUAUGAUGAUCUUAUGAAAAAACUAGAUGAUGCUCAGAAGGCACAUUCUAUAGAGAUUAAUCAAAUUAAUCAAGAUCACAAAUCAUCCCUCAGCUCUCUUGAAGAACAAAGAGAUACCUACGAGAAAGAAAUAAAUGAUAUGAAAGUUGUCCAUGAAAAGAAUAUCAGGGAAUCUUGUAAGAAAGCAAUCGACCAUUUAAAUGAUAUUCACUCAUCUGAAAUAUGCGAUAUUUUGUCCAAAAACCAAGAGCUGGUAGAUGGCUUAAAUGAAAAGCUCGCAGAGUUUCAAAGAAAUGAAGCUUUAAAUUCUGCGAAUGCGGAAGCUAUUGAUAAAGCUCUACAAAGUGACUCUACAGAGGCCAAAAAGGCUUUACCUACGACUUACAGAGAACCUGAACCUACUCGAACAAUGAUAGAAGCCAAUAGGACGGAAAAAGCUUCAGCGGAGCUCGAAGUCAAAUCAUUUUUACGUAAAAAUAUACAGAAACAAUCUGAAGAAUUUCAAACAGACGAAAUAAAGCCUAAAAUUACAGAGGACCAAGCAGAUCAAAAGGCUCUCGAGUUCAUGGCCCUGCCACCAAACCUAGGAAACAGUAAGUGUGAUGUUGGUGGCCCAAACGAGCUGGCAGGGACUAAAGGCGAGCAAGAAAUAUCAUCACCUGCAUUAUCAACGAUCGGUCGUGCUAGGACGACGGCAAAAUUUGUAUCCGAUUUGAAUGAUGUGCUAGACUCCGAAAAUUCAAGGUGCAUACAAAUCAUUACAGACCCAAUUCCGCUCCAACUUACUCCUUAUGCCAAUUAUCUCAACCCAGCUGAAUAA
Blumeria graminis f. sp. triticale is the source of this 2970-nucleotide messenger RNA. The record is from the annotation of a GenBank genome assembly. NCBI's taxonomy places the organism in Eukaryota, Fungi, Ascomycota, Leotiomycetes, Helotiales, Erysiphaceae.